GCCGCUGCCGCCGGGGGGAGAAGAUGGCGGAGGGAGGCGCGGCGGAUCUGGAGACCCAGCGCUCGGACGUCGCGGCGCUGCUCAAAACCGCCCUGCGCAAGGGCGACACCUGGUAUUUAGUGGAUAGUCGCUGGUUCAAACAGUGGAAAAAAUAUGUUGGGUUUGACAGCUGGGACAAAUACCAGAUGGGAGAUCAGAAUGUGUACCCUGGUCCCAUUGAUAAUUCUGGACUUCUCAAAGAUGGUGACUCUCAGUCUCUCAAGGAGCAUCUCAUUGAUGAGCUGGACUACAUCCUUUUGCCAACUGAAGGCUGGAAUAAACUAGUUAGCUGGUACACACUGAUGGAAGGUCAGGAGCCAAUAGCACGCAAGGUGGUUGAACAGGGUAUGUUUGUAAAGCACUGCAAAGUAGAAGUAUAUCUAACAGAAUUAAAGCUGUGUGAAAAUGGAAACAUGAACAAUGUUGUGACACGAAGAUUUAGUAAAGCUGAUACGAUAGAUACAAUUGAAAAAGAGAUAAGAAAAAUCUUCAAUAUUCCAAAUGAAAAAGAGACCAGAUUGUGGAACAAAUACAUGAGUAAUACAUUUGAACCACUGAAUAAACCAGACAGUACCAUACAGGAUGCUGGUUUAUACCAGGGACAGGUACUAGUGAUAGAACAAAAAAAUGAAGAUGGAACAUGGCCACGAGGUCCUUCGACUCCUAAGUCCCCAGGUGCAUCCAAUUUUUCAACUUUACCAAAGAUCUCUCCAUCUCUAUCAAAUAAUUAUAACAACAUCAACAACAGAAAUGUGAAAAAUUCAAACUAUUGCCUCCCAUCAUACACUGCAUAUAAGAACUAUGAUUAUUCAGAGCCAGGAAGACACAAUGAGCAGCCUGGCCUCUGUGGCCUAAGUAACUUGGGAAAUACGUGUUUCAUGAACUCAGCAAUUCAGUGUCUGAGCAACACCCCUCCACUAACAGAAUACUUCCUAAAUGACAAAUAUCAGGACGAGCUAAAUUUUGACAAUCCUUUAGGAAUGCGAGGUGAAAUAGCAAAAGCUUAUGCAGAGCUCAUCAAGCAAAUGUGGUCAGGAAAAUACAGCUACGUCACACCAAGAGCAUUUAAGACACAAGUGGGACGAUUUGCACCUCAGUUUUCUGGAUAUCAGCAACAAGACUGUCAAGAACUUCUAGCUUUUCUCUUAGAUGGUUUACAUGAGGAUUUGAAUCGGAUUAGGAAAAAGCCUUAUAUUCAAUUAAAGGAUGCAGAUGGAAGGCCGGACAAGGUGGUUGCUGAGGAAGCCUGGGAGAACCAUUUAAAGAGAAAUGAUUCCAUCAUUGUAGAUAUAUUUCAUGGUCUUUUUAAAUCCACCCUUGUUUGUCCUGAAUGCGCUAAGAUUUCUGUAACCUUUGAUCCCUUUUGUUACUUGACACUUCCAUUACCCAUGAAAAAAGAUCGCACUUUGGAAGUUUAUUUAGUUAGAAUGGAUCCACUUACUAAACCUAUGCAGUACAAAGUAGUUGUUCUGAAAAUUGGAAAUAUACUGGACCUUUGCACAGCACUGUCAACAUUGUCUGGUGUUGCUGCAGAUAAGAUGAUAGUUACUGAUAUAUACAAUCAUAGGUUCCACAGAAUAUUUGCUAUGGAUGAAAAUUUGAGUAGUAUUAUGGAACGCGAUGACAUCUAUGUAUUUGAAAUCGCUAUCAACAGAACAGAGGAUACAGAGCAAGUCAUAAUUCCUGUUUGUUUAAGGGAAAAGUAUAGACACACCAGUUACAGCCACCAUAGUGGUUCUUCGCUGUUUGGUCAACCUUUUCUUAUAACAGUGCCUAGAAACAAUACUGAAGAUAAACUGUAUAACCUUCUGCUGUUGAGAAUGUGCCGAUAUGUGAAAACAUGUACUGAAAGUGAAGACACUGAAGGAUCCCUACACUGCUGUAAGGACCAUGGUAUCAAUGGUAAUGGCCCAAAUGGAAUACAUGAAGAAGGAUCCCCAAGUGAAAUGGAGACAGAUGAACAAGAUGAUGAAUCCAGCCAAGAUCAGGAACUUCCUUCAGAGAAUGAAAACAGCCAAUCAGAAGACUCAGUUGGAGGAGACAAUGAUUCUGAAAAUGGAUUGUGUACUGAGGAAACUUGCAAAGGUCAACUACUCAUGGGACACAAAAAACGAUUGUUUACAUUCCAGUUCAACAAUUUAGGCAGUACUGACAUCAACUAUAUCAAAGAUGACACCAGACAUAUUAGAUUUGAUGAUAGGCAACCUAGGCUUGAUGAAAGAUCUUUUCUUGCUUUGGAUUGGGAUCCUGAAAUGAAAAAAAGAUACUUUGAUGAUAAUGCAGCAGAGGAUUUUGAAAAACAUGAAAGUGUGGAAUAUAAACCUCCAAAAAAGCCCUUUGUGAAAUUAAAAGAUUGCAUUGAACUAUUUACAACAAAGGAGAAACUAGGUGCUGAAGAUCCAUGGUAUUGUCCAAACUGUAAAGAACAUCAGCAAGCAACCAAAAAGUUAGAUUUGUGGUCACUGCCCCCAGUACUGGUAGUACAUCUAAAGCGCUUUUCUUACAGUAGAUAUAUGAGGGACAAGCUGGAUACACUGGUUGAUUUUCCAAUAAAUGACUUGGAUAUGUCAGAGUUCCUUAUUAAUCCAAAUGCAGGGCCUUGCCGCUAUAAUUUGAUUGCUGUGUCCAACCACUAUGGAGGAAUGGGAGGAGGGCAUUAUACUGCUUUUGCAAAAAAUAAAGAUGAUGGAAAAUGGUACUACUUUGAUGACAGUAGUGUAUCAACUGCAUCUGAGGACCAAAUAGUGUCCAAAGCAGCAUAUGUGCUCUUCUACCAGAGACAGGACACUAUCAGUGGAACUGGGUUUUUCCCUCUUGACCGGGAAACUAAACAAUGUGCUUCAGCUGCCACAGGCGUCCCAUUAGAGAGCGAUGAAGACAGCAAUGAGAAUGAGAAUGAUAUAGAAAAUGAAAAUUGUAUGCACACUAACUAA
Emys orbicularis (European pond turtle) is the source of this 2972-nucleotide messenger RNA. It is a transcript of the gene USP15, whose product is annotated as ubiquitin specific peptidase 15. The transcript is spliced from 22 exons. Gene Ontology annotation, biological process: protein deubiquitination. Gene Ontology annotation, molecular function: cysteine-type deubiquitinase activity. The record is from RefSeq and is a predicted model, not a curated record. Gene Ontology annotation, cellular component: nucleus. NCBI's taxonomy places the organism in Eukaryota, Metazoa, Chordata, Testudines, Emydidae. Bases 24 to 2972 code for a protein of 982 amino acids.